GACCACCAGGGUGCAUAAUAACGCAGUAUAAUAGCCUCUCUCCUUAAAAAUAAUCUUACGAUCAUACAAGUGACAGUCAAGUCAAGCAACCUAUGUUAUUGCGACAAGUGGAGAGUGGAGGGCCCUGCGGUUACAACUUCAGAGCCAGAGAUUUUGAGGCUGAUUGGUGCUUUAAGCAGGAAGAAAUUUCAAAGGUGGAAAGAUGCCGGAGAAAACAAAUGAAAAUAAGAAGAUUACUAACCUGCGUAACGGUAUAGGAACAGACAUUGUGUUCACAUUCGGCUCUAUUGAGAAUGAAAUGAAACUAUUCGGGAACAAAAGUGUCCUGCAGGAAAAAAGCAAAAUCCUUGGACAACAGAUUUCCAGUUCCAAAGAAGAGGAAAUCAAAAUUGAGGACACCAAUAUCACAAUUUUUCGUAUGAUUUUGGAGUACUGUCACACUGGCGAGAUUCCUACCGAAGUUGGAAACCUGAGUGACUGCAUUGAACUAGCUGCCGCUGCUAAAAAGUUUGGUUUGCAGGAACUUGCAGAGGAGACUGCCAAUAAGCUAGUCACUAAGCAGGACUUUCAAUUUGAGCAAAAUGUUUGGAAGAUUUUUAGCAAUCACCUUGACAAUAAAUAUCUUCACUCUGCUUGCACAAAGUUGUUGGUAAAAAAUACAGAAUCCCUUCUGGCACGUACUCAAGACUUUUUAAGCAUUGACGUUAAAGCUCUGCAAACAUUCUUGGGUUUUGAUGAGAUGAACAUUAACUCUGAAAUAUCCUUGGUCAAGGCGUGUUUCCAAUACGCAAAGGGAAGAUAUGAUGAGAAUCAACCGGAGCAGGCUAAGGAGUUUUUCCGCAACAAUAUUCUUAAGGAACUCCGUCUGCUGACAGUAAAGACGCAGGAUCUGAAAGAAAUCGCCCACUGGCUGAACAUGGAUGAGAAGAAGUUCUUGAUUCACAAACAACACCAAUAUGUCCGCUUCCUGUCUAAACAAGCCAUCUUCCCAGAAGGGACCCUUAAUCCAAAUUCAACGCCGAGGAAGUCUGAGCCAAAGUGUCUAAUGCUGGGGCCCUUCAAGGAUGCCAAAGAUGUUAUAGCGAGAGCAGAUUACAAAAGUUUUACCAAUGCACAAUUCAAGAAUGUUUUUUCUUUUGUCGCCAAUGAGUGCGUUGAGAUCAAGGACUUUGAGAUCUUCUGUCCCUUGGACGAGAGCAUGGUCGACAUUGUGGGCAAAUCAUCUGAUGAACCAGAAAAUGGAUUGCAGGUAAAGAUUCAUCAGGUUUCGUUUGAGAUAGGGAACAAGAUGGAAAAUUUGAAAGUCCGUGCCAUAGUUCAGCACAGAGGCUGCGAAAUGCUCAACAAGGAGAUUUCAAUAACGCCACGCGAGAGGUAAAACAUUAAUAUUCCUGGAUUA
Messenger RNA from Cloeon dipterum, 1399 nucleotides. RefSeq lists its product as uncharacterized. The transcript is spliced from 7 exons. Lineage: Eukaryota; Metazoa; Arthropoda; Insecta; Ephemeroptera; Baetidae. The record is from RefSeq and is a predicted model, not a curated record. The coding region runs from base 203 to 1378 and encodes 391 amino acids. Gene Ontology annotation, molecular function: protein binding. Gene Ontology annotation, biological process: neurogenesis. Gene Ontology annotation, cellular component: cytosol.